AUGGCUGGAGGGCCGAUUAAGCUGUGGAAUGAGUGGGCGACCCAAAUCCUCGUCCUACUCAGCUUUGCGCUGCAGAUUUUCCUCUUUCUCUUCGCGAGGACCCGUCGGCGUGGACCCUCUGCCGUGCUGAAGAUCCUCCUCUGGUUAGCGUACCUCAUGGCCGACUCCACCGCUGCCUACACCCUCGGCCAUCUCUCCAUCAGCAGUUCGCCGCGUGAGCAAAAGCUUGCGGUAUUCUGGGCGCCCUUCCUCCUGGUGCAUCUUGGUAGCCAGGACACCAUCACCGCCUACGCCCUUGAGGACAACAAGCUUUGGCCACGCCACCUGCUAAAUCUCAGUGUCCAAGCCUUUGGGGUUGCUUAUGUCCUCUAUAAGCAUAUCGCCGAGAUCCCCACCUUGUUGGGAUUGGCUACCAGCUUGAUGUUUGGCGUCGGUCUCAGCAAGUACGGGGAGAGGAUAUGGGCACUCAAGUGCGCCAUCCUGGACAGCAUCCGGAGCUCCAUCAGAAAACCUCAUGCUCUCCCUACUUACUCCGAUGAGCUUCAUCCCCGGGGACCAAGAAGGGCAAAAGAGCGCGAUGAAGAAGAGCUCCUUCUGUUUUCUCAUGACAUGCUCCCCCUUUGCAAGGGCGCUAUGGCUGAUUCUCCUGUGGAUUUGUUUAGGUUCCGUAUUGCAACUGGUGUGAUCUUGUCCAAAUUUUAUGUACGGAGUUGGGAAUGGAAAACUACGCUCAGGGUGGUGGAGAUGGAAUUGUCCCUGAUGUAUGACAUUAUCUACACCAAGGCAGUGGUGAUGAUCCACACUUGGUAUGGCUACCUGUUCCGUCUGGUUUCGCUCCUGGCCACUGUUGGUGCAUCCGUACUGUUUCAGUUAAGUGGCAAUAAAAUUGGUUACAGCAGACUUGAUGUUGCCAUCACUUAG
Molecule: messenger RNA, 921 nt
Organism: Triticum turgidum subsp. durum (durum wheat)
Lineage: Eukaryota; Viridiplantae; Streptophyta; Magnoliopsida; Poales; Poaceae
Source: the annotation of a GenBank genome assembly